CUAUAUACACCUCGUGUCGACAAGAACUAUCGAAUAGACCAAUCGGCAAAGCAGCACCCAUCCCUACCUUCGUCCCUCGCAGUCAUAUACUUUUAUUUCGCUCCGCCGCGGGAAGCGUUCCGCUAGGGACGUGCGAUGACGUUGUCGCAGGGGGGCCGGGGAAGGGGAUGAAGGGGUGACUGUUUUUCUUUCUCUGAUGCUCUUUACUUUGUGGUUUUUUUCUUCUUUGCAUCUUCUUAAUGUACUGCAACUUGGCGACUGGGGUUUGGUUUUUUUCUUCUUUUCUUUUGGGAUCGACUCUUUUUUUUCUUUCGUUUUCUUUUAUUUUUUUCCUUCUGUCUUCUUUCUUCGGAUAAGCGCGCGUGCGUUGGGUAGCAUAGCAUCAUUUGCAUUGGGAGGUGUGUGGUCGGGUCGGGUCUGGGGUUUUAUUACUUGGUUUGGUUUCAUUUUGUUUUUGUUUCAUAGGGACGGUCGGGCGCGAGGAAUGGAGGAGGGGUGGUGGUUGAUUGUGAUAUCCUACGGAUGGAGAGUUGAGAGUUUACUGAUACAUGUACAGUACUCGCGGAUGGAUGGCACGGUGCUGGCUGGGUGUACUGGAUUGGAUGGGAACGAAGGGUGUAUUGUAUAUCUAGGGUUUUCAUGUGCACGGAAGGGGAAGGGGGGGAAUCUUGUAUAUAAUUUAUGUAUGCUAUGUAUACCUAGAGCCACCUACUAUAUGUACUAUACUAUGGUUAGAGCUCGAAAGAGCUUGCUUUCUUUGAAGGGUUUUUUUUUCUCUUUCCCUGCAGGGCGAGGGCGAGGGCAAGGGAUGACUGGCUGACUGACUGACUUGUUCGAUUGACUUGUUUUAUUGACUUGUUUCUCACUGCAGUGCUGCGAUUGAGUGUCUGUCGUGAUUUAACGUGAUUUAACGUGAUUAGAGUGUCGUGAUUGAGUGUGAAACCACGCAAUUGUGGAAUUGGGGGUUGUUUUGGUGAUUAGUAUGGUGAUUAGUAUGGAAAUUGGGAUUGAAUCGAGAUCGAGGGCAGUGGGAGUACGUAA
This is a messenger RNA of Tricharina praecox, 1041 nucleotides long. RefSeq lists its product as uncharacterized. The coding region runs from base 197 to 820 and encodes 207 amino acids. NCBI's taxonomy places the organism in Eukaryota, Fungi, Ascomycota, Pezizomycetes, Pezizales, Pyronemataceae. The record is from RefSeq and is a predicted model, not a curated record. The transcript has a single exon.